AUGACACGAUCGCGGAUCAAGCAUGAAUCGGACGAUUCUAACGACCAGGUCGCACCUCUUGCUACGCCAAUCACAAUGAGGGAUAGCAUCUACACCGUGCCCAACGGCUCAGCGAGCAUCAACCCGAGCUUCGCAGCGAAUGAGCCUGCAAGCUACAGCAGUAACACCAUCGCCAAUGAGGAUGUCGAUAUGCAAGGCGGUCCUUCAAGCUCUGGCACCGAGACGACGGGAAACGCUCUACAAGAGCUUGCUUCUCAUUCACGCAGUUUGAUCCAGCUCAUCCAGGCUCUGACAGCCCUCAACAUUGACGCAACUAUUCCGUCGUGGCCGAAGUUCGUAGUUGUCGGUAAUCAAUCGGCUGGCAAGAGCUCGAUUGUUGAGGCAAUCUGCGACAUUACCGUCCCUCGUGACGAAGGCACCUGCACCCGCUGUCCGUUCCUUAUUACUACGUCAGCAUCCAGCUCGUCAGAGCCCGCGUUCAGCUGCCGUGUCUCCCUCCACCUGACGUACGCGUACUCCCCGAAAGCCGUCGCAGGCAGUAACCCAACAAAGUUCGAUCACUGGGUCAAGCUGCCUAAGCCGGAGGCGAUCGAGUUCGAUACAGUGUACGACAAAGCUCAAGUGGAAACCGUCUUGCGCCGCGCUCAGCUCGCCAUACUGAGCUCUAGGCCCGACCAAGUGGACUCUCGCGGGUCGUCGACAAUCAAAGAUGUUACCCUUCAGUUCUCGCCGAACGUCGUUAGCAUUGAGAUACAUGGGCCAGGCCUGCCAGAGCUCAGCUUCUACGAUCUUCCUGGGGCAAUCAACGUUGUAGACGGGGACGACUCCCUUGUCCCGUUCGUCGAGAGACUCAUCAAGCUUUACCUUACUGACGAGCAAGCGCUAGUCCUGCUAGCCUGCUCUGCAGAUCAAGAUAUCGAGAAUUCCACCGCGUUCAAGUUCGUUAGGCAAUGUGGCGCGGAAGGGCGUUGUAUGGGGGUGCUUACCAAAGCUGAUCUCGCUCCACCCAGCAAGUAUGGCCUUUUUGAGCUUGUUCUUCAGCGUAUCAAGUUCCCCCUCGCUAAAGGCUGGUUUGUAACGAAACAGCUCUCCCAAGACAAGCUCGCAGCUGGAGACGUCACGCAUACGCAUGCGCGUAGGCUAGAGCAAGAAUACUUUGCCCGUGAGCCGUGGAGCACGACGUUCUCGCCUUUCGCAGAUCGUUUGGGUACUCUCAAUCUGCGGACGGCGCUCUCGCAAUACCUGACUACGCAUAUUCUAGACGAGCUGCCAGGCAUUAUCACUCGUGUCGAAGACAGACUUCUGCAGAUUGCGCAGACGCUUUUGCAGUUUCCCGAGGCGCCAGCUUCCGCGACCUACGAGGUGAUCAGUGAAAUGCACCGUCUAAUUGAUACGACCACUCACCACCUCACCGGCGACGGAGGCAGAAAUGACUUUCGCACAGAAUACAAGACACUGCUCAAAGACGCAGCUCGUCGCUUCAGAGAUGCUCGUCCGCGUAUCAUGCUCGGUACUCCGGGCUACAUUAGGCCUUCGAUCCCACUUGACGAAUCCGAUAACGACGUACCAGGUGCUGCAACACCCGCAAAGAUUCGCAAAGGCAACAAUGGUCUACCCGUCCGGACUGUAUCUCAGACACCGACACCGCGCUCGUCGCGUAUCAAGAAGGAGCCAACUAUGGACAUACCCAAGGGCACACUCACACUUGACGAGCUCCGGGAACUCUAUGACCGCGGAUCUGGAUCCGGCAUACCCGAUCAGCUGCAUCCAAAGGUUACCGAACAGGUUGUCCUUAUGAUGAUGGGAAGCUGGGACACAAUUGUCGCUUACCUUGCGCGAGACAUCAAGACACAUGUGCUACGCCUGCUUACGACAACGGUUGUUGACGAGGUGCUGGUAAAGCGGCAGAAGACCCAACUAUAUACGCAAUCGAAGCAAGUAGUGUCCAGGCUGUUCCAGGCGUUGUGGAUAGAGCAGGAAGCUCGUAUCCGCUACGUGCUUCAGUGCGAGACACACAAGCCAGUCACUUAUGCAAGUGAUCAGCUUCGUAAGCUACAAGCAGCAAUCGAAACGAAGCUGCAACACGACCGACUCACGAACUUGAUCGACGAGCAUUACGACAGGUUGGAAGCCGACGGGCAGAAAGUUCCGGUUGGCACAGAUCGUGAAAAAAAGCGCGCAGAGUUACAAUCGAAGCUGGGUGGGCAGGCGGACGAAUACAACCGCGAACUCGGUGCCAUUGCGAGGUUGCUGGCCUACUACGAUCUCGCUUCCGCCCGCAUGCUCGAUACGAUUGCCGUUCACCUCGAGUUCGGCCUGAUCAACAGUCUCCCUGGUCGACUCCGCGACGGUUUGCGCACCGAGCUCCGCAUCACCGAAGAGCAGCAUUGCCUUCAGCUACUGGCUGAAGAUCCGGCGCGCGAGAGAGUCCGCCUCAGCUUGCUUGAAGAGCAGAAGAAGUUGCAAGACGCUCUGGGGAGGCUGAAGGCAGUACUUCCCACAAAGGGCACCGUGGCGUAA
Messenger RNA from Baudoinia panamericana UAMH 10762, 2520 nucleotides. RefSeq lists its product as uncharacterized. The record is from RefSeq and is a predicted model, not a curated record. Gene Ontology annotation, cellular component: membrane; cytoplasm; microtubule. Bases 1 to 2520 code for a protein of 839 amino acids. The transcript is spliced from 4 exons. Gene Ontology annotation, molecular function: GTPase activity; GTP binding; microtubule binding. Lineage: Eukaryota; Fungi; Ascomycota; Dothideomycetes; Mycosphaerellales; Teratosphaeriaceae.